Molecule: messenger RNA, 1549 nt
Organism: Rhizophagus irregularis DAOM 181602=DAOM 197198
Lineage: Eukaryota; Fungi; Glomeromycota; Glomeromycetes; Glomerales; Glomeraceae
Molecular function (GO): 5'-3' RNA exonuclease activity; 5'-3' DNA exonuclease activity
Source: RefSeq, a predicted model, not a curated record
GUUGAAGUUCACUUAUUUUUAUUAUUUUAUAUUUUUUUUUUUCCUUUUCUCUCAAAUAUAAAAUGGACCAGGAGGAAAAUGCACUUCUUUCUCGUCCUACACAAAAUUAUAAUACAUUGAACUCAUCAGAAUUUGAUAUAAGUCCUGAAACUCCACUUCUACCAACAACUUCUUCACCUCCACAAAACCAGCGUCAUCGGUUGAAUGGUGGUACUGGACCAGUUUUAAGUGAAAUAAAGAUACCGUUAAAAUUUCGAUUAUAUUUACAUGAUGUACUAUUACGUUUUUUACAGUUUAUCCUUAUCCUUGUAUUUCUUUUCACUUUUUUGACUAUUUUUAAAUAUAAAGCUAUACCCGAUUCAAAUGAUUAUUCUGAUAUUGAAUUUAAUUGGAGAUUUGAUCCUAGAUCUUAUAUGACUCCAAUAGAUAAUGAUUUUGGUGAAUUCAAUGUAUUAUUAGAUGGUCACUCACAUACAAAAUUUUCUGAUGGUCGAAUGAACCCCGAGCAAUUAUUAAAAUGGGCAAUAGCUAAUGGAUAUAAUGCUAUAAUUGUAAGUGAUCACAAUAAUAUUGAAGGUGCUUUAGAAGCCCAAAGAAUUGCACGUGAAAAAUAUAAUGAUUCGAUCACUGUAAUACCGGCAAUGGAAUAUAGUUCCUGUCGACUCCAUAUGCAGUUUAUUGGUAUAAAUGAAACGGUAGAUGUUUUUCCAGAUUUUCCUUCAGAUGAAAGGUUAGAAGAAAUAAUAGAUCAUGUUCAUAAAUUAGGUGGUUUAGUAUCUGUAAAUCAUAUUCCAUGGAGUAACAGUACUGAAUGGGGAUAUCAAGUUGGAACGUUGCCAGAGCAUCCUUCAAGAGAGAAACUUCGAGAUAUGGGAGUUGAUGGAUUCGAAGUAAUCAAUGGAGAUACAUUUGACUGGCAAACAUAUUUGUUCGUACAACAAAAUAAUAUGUUAAUGCUUACAGGAUCAGAUGUACAUUUUCCUUCAACAGGCGCAUAUGCAUGGACAGUUCUUAAUGUUCCUAACAUCACAUACGAAGGAAUUAUGACAGAACUAAGGGCGAAGAGAACAAGUUUUUUAUUUGAUGCAACAGGAACGAGACCAAGAGUUUAUCCAAAGAAGAACCCAGCUUAUUAUAAUUUGUUGCCAAUGACUUUACUAGCAAAUUAUUGGACAUCAUUUUAUUCUGAAAGUAAAGGGAUGUAUAGUUUUCAAUCUACUUUUUGUCAUCAAAGAAAAUUUGUUAUGCAUUGGGAAAGUUAUUUUUGGUUUAGUCUCUGGUGUUUGAUAUUUUUUACAUGUUAUGAAAUUGGAAGAAUUUUGCUUAUUAAAGGGUAUGAAUAUUUUUCUAUAUGGAAAUUGAAAAUUGGUAAUAGAAGGAGAAAUGAAAAUGAAGAAGAAAGGCAAGUCGAUUUAGUUGAUAUCUAGAUUUUUUUUUUUUUAAUUGUCUUAUUUUUGUGUAUCUUAAAAUAAUUAAAUAAAAAAAAAUGAUCUUUAUGACAUAAUACGAUGAGAUAAGCGUUGUGGAACUUUGUGGCUUGCUUUUUAAU